This is a messenger RNA of Mya arenaria, 2253 nucleotides long. RefSeq lists its product as uncharacterized. Lineage: Eukaryota; Metazoa; Mollusca; Bivalvia; Myida; Myidae. The coding region runs from base 143 to 1762 and encodes 539 amino acids. The transcript has 4 exons. The record is from RefSeq and is a predicted model, not a curated record.
CCGUUUAGAUUUGUUGGCUCAUAAUCAAGAUUUGGAAUUAGGUCGUUUAAGAUCGUUGCGAUUUAUUCAUAAAUAUAUUAAUCCAAUACAGGAGGUGCGACUACGAACUACGAGACUUAAACCAUACAUACUAAUAGAGACGAUGGAAGUUCUGCGGAGAAAACUUGUAGAAAACAAGGCUGCCAUAUUGGCUGACCUUGACCUAAACAGAGAAUUACUGUCGAUGCUCUCCCGAAUGGAGGUACUCGACAUCACUGACUGUGUUAAAUUACAGCAAAUGGAGAGCGUAAGAGAGAAGAACAGUUUGUUUGUUGAGAUGCUACAGGAGAAAAUCACCGAAGAGACUUAUACCGGGCUUAUUGAGUGUCUACAGAAAACGAAACAAGAAGCAGUUAUUACCCACUUGAUGGACGUGAGGGAGGAGAUGAUGAUUCUUUCACAUAUUCAGACUCAGCUAGAUGACCGUUUGAAUGAAAUGACAAGGUACUUGAGUACAGAAGAACGCCGCGCAGGUAUAUAUCUAACUGAAGCCCCGAUCGAUGAUCCCAGCGAUAUACCUUCAAUGACAGAGGAAGAGGUAUGGAAAAACGUGCAAGCAACUAUGAAGAAAUCCAACCAACAAUUGAACCGGUGUAAGGCUGUAAUCAUCAAACUACACCAAGACUGCGCAACUGUUGCCAAACAGAAUACUGAUAUCAUUGAACAUACUAAAGAGUGUGAUGCAAAAAUCAAAAGUGUCCUAUCGUAUGGGAGACAGUCUGCAAAGCAAAAUACAGUUCCAAAGAAAACUCAGGAUCUAUUUGGAAAUCUUAUGGAUGAUAUUGAGAAACUAGUGAAAUCUAGGAGAAAUGUUAUUGAUAAAGAAACAGAAGGUAAGAGACAUUCCACUAGGAUUGUAAGGCAAUGUCGAGAUUGGAUCGAGGGAAGGUCGGUUGUCCUUACCAAACUAGCUUCUACACCUGGUCCGGGAGCCUACAGGAGCGCGGAGGAUGGGAAGCCGCUUGUGCCUUUUAAACGACCAGCUCCAAAAGUUGCUAACAAUGGAACGAUAUCAAUUCUUGAUUCAUUACAGCUACUUGAACAAGAGCUUCAGGACUAUAUUCACAAGGAGAUAUUGGUGACAGACAAGUUAAGAUCGGAACUGCGAUUAAAACAUUUGCAGGAAAAAGUUCAUGGUUUUAAUGUACAUGGUAUUGGUGAUGUUGAAAGUGCUUUAGAGAAUAUAGGCAAGGACCCUGAGCAUGUAGAAGAAAAUCUUGCGAUUGUUAGAUCCUGUAUAAAAGAGAUAAACAAAGAAUACAGUGAAUGUUGUGCUUUUCUUAAAAGAGUCAGACCUCCUGAACAAGGAAAUACUGCGACGCAGGAAAAUGCUUCUCCCAGUAAGAAAGAUCCAAAACUAACGGCACGAAGUUGGCCAUCGAAUUUUAAAAGGGGACACAACUCUGACGGUGGAAGAAAUAAACCAAUCGACAAUUAUUCUAACCCACAUGUGAAGUCUGAACCAAAUCAACUUCUAGAGCAGUUAAAGGAAUUCAUAUCAAAACAUGAAGAGCUGAAAAGCGAAGACCAGGUGGUAGGCAAUAAGUACAGGGCUGAAAUGUCAAAACGAAAGAGAGAUAUGGAGAUCGCUGUGCACAGGAAAGAUGACCAGAUAAUGCGGCUACAGCUUGAAAAUAAAGAAGCCACUGCUGAAAAAGAAAAAUAUAGAAAACUAUACAACGACACCAAGAUUGGCGUUCAAAGAAACUUUGAAGCAAAUUGAAGAAAGGCAAACCUGAUAUUUUGACUGUUUUCACAUGCUACUUUUGUCGGGUUAAACGUUUUUGUUAAUUAUAUUCAUUAUUAUACUAGUAUAACAAAGCUGUUUCAGGUAUUCGUGUUGUUUAUGCAUGUGUAACGAUAGAGAAUAGCUAUAAAGGACCACUAGCAAUGUACAGGUCCUAAUUUCUCGAAACAUUCCUAGAUAACUGGCAGCACGAAUCUUAUUAAGUUUACCAUUUAUGAUGUUACUUACUAAGUGGAAUUCGCAAAUUAUAACUAGGUAACUAGUUCGUGCAAAAAGCAUAGCAAGAAAUGCAUUUAUAGAUAACUGGGUACACGAAUCUUAUAUAGAUGCCCAUUUAUUAUGUUAUUUUUUAAGUGAAAUUCGAAAACCAUAACAUGAUAAAUAGUUAGUGUUAUACAACAUGAAAAGGUAACAAGUGGCAGUUCUGGCAUUUAAUCUUGUUUUUGUCUUAUUGUAAUUAUCUUACC